This is a messenger RNA of Cuscuta campestris, 952 nucleotides long. The record is from the annotation of a GenBank genome assembly. NCBI's taxonomy places the organism in Eukaryota, Viridiplantae, Streptophyta, Magnoliopsida, Solanales, Convolvulaceae.
AAACCCGUGUUCCAACAACUGUUCCAAAGAACAUCAUGUCCUCAUCAGGUAACCAAUUUUCACUUCCAUAGCUCUUCCACUUCUACCCUUCCGGAUGAGAUACCGAAAACCUGGACAAAGAAGGUCCAAGGGCUGAUUGAAUCAGCCCUAGCAUCUCAACAUGCCUCCUUUAGGCAAGAGAUAGAGCAAAUGGAAGCCAAAUACACUCAACUGCUAGAGAAGUCAGAAGAAAAACACAGCGCAGAUCUAAAAGAGAUAGGUAAAUCAGUAGACAAAACUCUAGAGACCAUCUCUCUAUUGAGUGAUACUGUGAGCAACACUAUGGAAAUUUAUGCCUCUGACAGUCAACUUCAAUUCAAAGAGUUCAACAAAGUCAAAGAGCAAAUAGCAAGUGUCACAGUUGGUCUACAAAAACAGAUGUCCCUUCUCCAAAUGGACAUCAGAUCAGCCCUAGUAGUAGCUUCCGCAAACCAGGUAGUAAUCAAAGACUACUUGAAGGUGAUCAUUGACAAUCAAAAGGAAGCAUACAAGCUGUUCAGACUUAUUGGUGCACAUACUGGGAACCGCAAGAUGGAAGUGAUUCUCCAACAACACAACCCAUCUCUAAUACCACAGCUCCCUAUUGCAGUCAACGAAGGAGAAGCAUCUUAUAUCCCUUCUCAUCUGAACAUGACAAAUUUGAUCCUUGAAGCACAGCAACGAAAUCCGGAAAACUCAGCACAGCACCUAUCCAACUCAGGACUGGAUGGAACAGAAUUUAUAGGUGCAGUCGUUGACCACUUCUCAGAUGCUGCUCAAUCAGAGGAAAGGCGUGCAAAUUUAAAGCGCAUCAAAAAACUGUGUGGGAAUAUGCAAGGCAUCAGUGAGGUUGCCGGAUCUUCAAAACGCAAAAGGAACUGAAGGUUCUUUUCAUCAAACCAGGGGGAAAACUUAAUCAAAUUCAGUGAUAUGG